CAUUGUGUAUAAUUUAGUGUCAUAUACAAGUAUAUGAGUGUUCAGUUUAUAAAAGAAUAUUGUAGGUGGGAGAGAGGAAUGGUUGGGUAAUGUUUGGUUUCCAGCUAAUUUACUCAAGAGCAUGCAUGUACAUCUAAGAAAGAAUCAGUCCAAGUUUAUUAGUGAAGCAGAUAAGUCAUCAGAGAACUUAAGAUGGCCCUAAAAAAAAUUUGUUGUUCCAUAUUUUUUAUUUAUCUACUACAAAUAUUCCAUCUGAAUGCAUCCACUAUAUUAGAAAGUUGCCCAUUGUUAAGUAAUAGCAGUCCUAUGACACAAACUGAACUUUUACAAGAGUUAACAAAUGAUUGUCGUUAUGAUAAGAUGACUAGACCACCAGGAGAAACUAACUUUACAGAUCCAAUUAAUGUGUAUACUAAGGCUUAUAUUUAUACAAUUAAGUCAAAUAUGGCAAAGACACUGCAAUUUGAUGUACAUAUGAUGUUACAAUUUAAAUACUUUGAUGAAAGGUUAAAAUUUUCAAAUGUUGCUCCAUAUUUAAAUCAAAUACGUGGUGGGCAGUUUGCACAUGAUUUAAUUUGGACACCUUCUGUGUAUGUUUCUAAUGAACCCAGUUCAGCCAUAAUGGGAAAUAGUGUUAAGGAUAUACUUGUUUCAAUAGAUCCAUCAGGCAUGGUUAUACUGAAUACCAGGUUACAAGCUACCCUUAACUGUGGUCUUCGUUUGGAGAAAUUUCCAUUUGAUGUACAAGAAUGUCCACUUAUUUUCGAAAGCUGGACACAUACUGUGCUUGAUAUGGUGUUGUAUUGGGACCAAGAGCCAAUCAUACUUGCAGAUGAAUUACAUUUGACUGAAUACAAGCUUGUUGAUAAAUGGGUGAAUAGAUCUGAACUAUUUUAUACCACAUCACAACAACAUUAUGGUCAUUUUGCUGGUAAUUUUAGUUCAAUUAGUAUUACAUUUAAAUUAGCACGUGAAAUGGGUUUUUUUAUGAUGGACUACUACAUACCAUCUAUAUUAAUAGUAGUUAUUUCUUGGGUGUCUUUUUGGUUGCAUAUGGAUGCAAGUCCACCAAGAAUAGUUUUAGGUACAAAUACUAUUUUAACAUUUAUGACUCUAGCAUCAAAAGUGGAAAACUCUCUGCCAAAAGUUUCUUAUAUAAAAGCUAGUGAAAUAUGGUUUUUAGGUUGUACCAUAUUUUUAUUUGCAGCUAUGGUUGAAUUUGCCUUUGUUAACACAAUUUAUCGACGGAAAAAAAAUGUUCCCUUAAAAAAAGUAAAUAGUAAAUAUAUAUUAAAAUCAACUUUAACACCAAAAUUGGCUCGAAAACAAUUUCAAAAGAACACUACAGGUUUAGAACGAUCACGAUCUUGGUCAUCACUUGAUAAUGCAAAUACCAGCGACCAAGACUAUACAAGUCAGAAUUACCUUACUGUACAUAGUUUUCCAAGUACUCUCAACAUUCCCUCUGUUAAAAUUGAUGAAGAUAAAGAUCAAGAAUGUUCUAUGGGAAGCAUUAUGACUGUUAAUAGUACAUCAUCGCCAAAACCAUUUCCACGAAGAGCAACUCUUGCACAAUUGCAUAAUUUUACAACAAUGACACCACAAGAAAUUGCUCAAUGGAUUGAUAAACGUAGUAGAAUUGUAUUUCCAGUAGCUUUUAUUAUAUUUAACAUUCUUUACUUAUCUUUUAUUUGGAUAUAA
Eufriesea mexicana is the source of this 1701-nucleotide messenger RNA. RefSeq names its product glycine receptor subunit alpha-4. The transcript is spliced from 9 exons. Bases 193 to 1701 code for a protein of 502 amino acids. Gene Ontology annotation, molecular function: extracellular ligand-gated monoatomic ion channel activity; transmembrane signaling receptor activity. Gene Ontology annotation, biological process: monoatomic ion transmembrane transport. The record is from RefSeq and is a predicted model, not a curated record. Gene Ontology annotation, cellular component: membrane. NCBI's taxonomy places the organism in Eukaryota, Metazoa, Arthropoda, Insecta, Hymenoptera, Apidae.